Messenger RNA from Phycodurus eques (leafy seadragon), 1526 nucleotides. RefSeq names its product diphthamide biosynthesis 5 (gene dph5). Gene Ontology annotation, biological process: protein histidyl modification to diphthamide. The record is from RefSeq and is a predicted model, not a curated record. Gene Ontology annotation, molecular function: diphthine synthase activity. The transcript has 7 exons. NCBI's taxonomy places the organism in Eukaryota, Metazoa, Chordata, Actinopteri, Syngnathiformes, Syngnathidae. The coding region runs from base 119 to 979 and encodes 286 amino acids.
UUGACGGCAAGCGCACGUAAGAGCAUUGACGUGCUAAUAGGAAGAAGAAAAGGAAGGAAGAAAAGAGGAGGAAGAGGACGUAGCUUUUGGUGCUUGUGGGUCAAGUGUUCCGGUCGAGAUGCUCUACCUGGUCGGUCUGGGUCUCGGGGACGCCCUCGACAUCACCGUGAAAGGAUUGCAGGUGGUCCGGAAGUGCUCCCGGGUCUACUUGGAGGCCUACACGUCCAUGUUGACUGUGGGCAAGGACGCACUGGAGGAGUUCUACGGCAAGGAAGUGGUCCUGGCCGACCGGGAACUGGUGGAGCAGGAAGCCGAGCGGAUCCUGGAGCACGCCAAGGACGCCGACGUAGCCUUCCUGGUGGCGGGCGACCCCUUCGGCGGCCUUUUCGUCGGCAGUGCGACCACUCACAGCGACCUGGCGCUGAGGGCCGUGCGCGCCGGGAUCCCGUACCAGGUGGUCCACAACGCGUCCGUCAUCACCGCCGUCGGCUGCUGCGGCCUGCAGCUGUACAACUUUGGCGAGACGGUGUCCCUGGUGUACUGGACGGACUCGUGGAGACCAGAGAGCUUCUACGACAAAAUCCUGCAGAACCGAGCUGCCGGUCUGCACACGCUCUGUUUGCUGGACAUCAAAGUGAAAGAGCAGUCGCUGGAGAACUUGAUGAGGGGCAAGAAGGUCUACGAACCUCCGCGCUUCAUGAGCGCGGCCCAGGCGGCCGACCAGCUGCUCCAAAUCGUCCGCAGGAGGCGGAACCAGGGGGAGGAGCCUGCCAAACACACGCGUCCUGUGCGCAGGUCUGACGGAGGACACGCUGUGCGUGGGCGCGGCCAGACUGGGGGCCGCCGACCAGAAGAUCGUCACGGCGACGUUGGCUCAAAUGACCUCGUGCGACCUCGGCGCGCCUCUCCACUCGCUGGUCGUCACCGGCAGGCUCCACCCCCUGGAGGCGGACAUGUUGCGGCUGCACGCGCCAGAUGACGCCCUUGCGAGCCUCCGCCUCCUUGACGGCUCCUAAUGUGCGCACGCCAGCACCUGGGUGGCAUUGACACGCACGCACACACGGGCUCUGAGACGAAUGGCGUCCGACGGCCGGGCCGGCCACGUGAGGGGCCGCCACGUAUCUCACGCAAGGUGGCUCAACUGGACCAGCGCAAAUGUCCUCAAUAAAUUUAAGGAAAUCAACACGUUGUUGCUCUUUAUGCCCAAAUGUUGAGUUGGACCCGCCUCUAUCGAUCACGGCGUUUUACCGCACAUUUUUAUACGCAUGCCACAUUAACGAUCCGACAGCACAGUCGAGAGGUCAUGGGUUCAAAUCCGGGUGUCGGCCUUCCUGCGUGGCGUUUGCCUGUUUUCCCUGUACCUGCGUGGGUUUCCUCCCACAUUCCCAAAACAUGCCACGCAAGGUCAAUCUGGUGUAUGGGGGGGAAAACGGGGGCAAGGCGAACGGGACGUGACAACGCACGCGUAGAAACUUUUUGGACCAAAUAUGCCAAUACGCCACAUUUUGGCUUCCUUCGCGUUUACA